Messenger RNA from Papaver somniferum (opium poppy), 3506 nucleotides. Its product is annotated as protein tesmin/TSO1-like CXC 4. Bases 115 to 2988 code for a protein of 957 amino acids. The transcript is spliced from 12 exons. Gene Ontology annotation, molecular function: DNA-binding transcription factor activity. Lineage: Eukaryota; Viridiplantae; Streptophyta; Magnoliopsida; Ranunculales; Papaveraceae. The record is from RefSeq and is a predicted model, not a curated record.
AAAACCGAAAUAAAAAAGAAAAAGAAAAAGAAUUAAUUUUCUCCGAUUUUCUUUUAUAUUAUCAGUCGGUUUUCAGCGGAAAAAACAUGCAGUAUAGGGUUAGGGUUUUCAACAAUGGAUUCUCCUGAACGAACUCAGAUCACUUCUCCUUCUCCUGUUCAAGACUCGCCUCUUUUUAAUUUUCUGAGUACAUUAUCUCCAAUAAAGCCGGUGAAGUCGCGAACUGCUGCUCAAGGGUUUACAGAAUAUAAUUUUCCAUCUCCGGUGUUUACGUCACCGCGUAUUAAUCCACAAAGAGAAACUGGUUUCUCAAAAGGGUCACAAUGUGUUCUUUUAUCCAAAAUGAAGCCGUCAGUCGAGGAGGAGGCAGAUGGCUCAUUUGCUUCUGAACAAUCUAUUACUAAAUCAAUUGGUGAUGGACGAACUUCUUGCUCAUCCAAAGAAUGUAAUAAGGACUCUGAGCAAACUAUUCCCCGUAGUUCUCCAGGCUCUGUCAGGGAAUACCUGGCUGAUACUGUAGUGGUGGGCAAAGCUGAUGUUGUGAACUCUACUGCCUCUACUGAGUUACUUGUGAAUCAAGCCCAUGAUGUCUCUCAUGGUUGCAUCAGCUCUAAAGAGAAUUUGGCGAACCUUGCUAAUGAUCCUGUAGCAAAAGAUACAGAGGCUGAAGCGGUUGCAUCACAUACAUUGUUAGAAACAGCUGAAGAAGACUUGCUAGUUACCGAACCUGUCUCUGGAGAGCAACCUGCUAUAGUAGCAAACCAAAUGGAGCCAACUUCUGUGGAAGCGGAUGCGGAUGGACCUGCUUGUUCCAUAAGUCUUUAUCACCAUAGCUUGCAGGAUGCCGAAGUUAGUCAACAAAGUGCUUUGGAAUGUACUCGUCAGUUGCCUUGCGAGUCUUUACAAAUGACCCAGGCACACGAUGACCGUGAUGAAAUUCAAGGAGUAACAUAUGAUGGAUCUGUUGAGAGCAGUGUCUUCUAUGAUUGCGAGGAGGGCAAUCAACAACAACGUGGCACUCUUAGGCGAUGCCUUCAGUUUGAGACUGCACAAGCUCAGGGUAAUACUUUCUGCAACAGCUCUUGGAAUGCACCAAAUGAUCUCAAUUCAAGGUCGCCAGCAAGUUCUACAGACUUGGAAAUCGGGGCUCCAUUGCAACGAAAAUCUAGAUCAGCUUCUCGCAGUAGCCAACCAGUCAACACUUCUCGACGCAUUACUUCGAAGAAGUUUACUAUCACAAGAGUUACAACAAUAGAAACCCAUGAGGUCGGUAGAUCCACUCGAAACAGUGUAAUUUCUUCAGCAAAAGUCCGCAUGCCAUCUAUCGGAUUGCACUUAAAUAGCAUAGUCAAUACUUCUGCUAGCUCAAAAUUUAUUGCGAAAAGUUGUUCAUCUUCACAUAGUCGAAAGACAUUAUGUAUAACUGAACAAGACUUGCGUGAUAGCUCAGUGAAUCCAUCACUUUCUACUGGUAAAUUUUCGGAUACCUUAGAUAAUAAUCAGCAAGGUAGUCUUGCUACAGCCAGAGAAAGUGCUGCCACUUUCCCAUCCUCUCGUGAUAUGAACCUUAUGAAUGAAGUUCUCAACUUUGAAGAAGAGAAUGUGGAUCAUGCGACUCCAUGUGACAGUUGGAAUACUGCUUCAGAAAACUCUCUCAGGUUUGAGGAGUUUAGUGAACCACCCUCCAAAAAGAGAAGGAAGAAGACACCACAAAGCAUUGACAGUAGUGAGGGUUGUAGGGGUUGCAACUGCAAGAAGUCUAAAUGUUUGAAACUUUAUUGCGAGUGUUUUGCUGCGGGAAUGUAUUGUUCGGACUUUUGUUCAUGCGUAGGGUGCUUCAACAAGCCUGAAUAUGAAGCAACUGUUCUUGCAACCAGGCAUCAAAUUGAAUCUCGCAACCCAGAUGCGUUUGCACCUAAAGUUUUAGGGACAUAUAAGGAAAUCGGCAACCAGGUGACACCAUCCUCAGGCAGGCAUAAAAGAGGAUGCAACUGUAAGAAGUCCAAGUGUCUGAAAAAAUAUUGCGAAUGCUAUCAGGCUGGCGUUGGAUGUUCUGAUGGAUGCCGAUGUGAGGGAUGUCAAAACGCAUUUGGGGUGAGAGGAGGUUACGAUGAAUCUAGGGAAAUGUUAUACAGAAAGAUUGAAGAUGAAAAGUGGGAUGAUUCAUCAGGUGAUAAACUGGAAAUGGCAAACAGAAGCAAUUUGUUGCAGCUAGAGCUAGAGCUACCGAAUCCAGAUAACCUCUCACCUCUGACCCCAAUGUUUCAGUCCUCGAACCAUGGAAAGGAUACGGCCAAAUCUAGAUUACAAGCAAGCAGAUACGAUCCGUCACCUGAAUCCGAGAGACAAUUGAAAACAGAUCAAGGGACAUCAGACGUGAUUACUCGUGAUUUGGAAUCAGAAUGCAGUAUAGCUGGGAGCGCGAAUCCAGUUUUGCAAAGACAUGAUGAACUUACAGAUUUGUGUGAUCUCACUCCGUUGCCAAACAUACUGUCUUCUAGGGCUAAAGCGUCAUCAUCUUCAUCCAAAAGUGCAGGCAGUGCAAAGGCUUCAGAGGGUCGUUUACAUCCUGGAAGUGUUUCCUUGUCGUCAGCUGCUUCCCAUGGUUGGCGUGGUUCACCUGUUACUCCAUUACCACGGUUGGGUGUGAACAAGUACCCCCAAGAGCCUGACUCUGACAAAAGUACGCUAUGUCAGAUCCAGGAGGAUGACACUCCUGAAAUACUGAAGGACACUCGAACACCCAUCAAAGCUGUGAAAGCAAGUUCCCCAAGUCAAAAACGUGUUUCUCCUCCACAGAACCACUCACCAGAGCCAAGGUUAACCUGUUCACCAAGCUUAAUCCGUUCACCAAGCUUAACUGGUUCACCAAGGUUAACCUGUUCACCAAGCUUGAAAAGUGGCCGCAAGUUUGUGUUGCGUUCUAUCUCUGCAUUCCCUCCUCUCACUCCAUAUAGUGAUCCUAAAGGGGGUCGUACUGAUAAAUGAGUUGUCACUGCAUGAAUUUGAGAUUUUCAACGGCAGCUACUGCUCUGUGAACUGCUAAAAUAAUUCUGAAGACCGUAAGUUGAAUUACUAUUGGCAGUUGUCCGAGGCUUCAAAAGGUUUGGAUAGAAAACUAACGAUUUGUAUAUCGUGAGGUUUUGGCAGUUGUUAAUCCUUCAACAAGAUUUCUAUCUGUGCUGCUCCUACUACUAUGGGUCUAGACGUGCAUUCUUACUCAUAUAUACUUGAUGUAACCAAGUAGCAAUAUAUAAUCAAUAUUUAGCCAUCCCUUGUUGUCGAAGAAGCUGAUUAGCGUCAUGUGUGUUAAAAAUGCAUCAUGAUGAUGAUCAUCUGGAUUUUCAUUAUAUUUUUCUAUUAUAUUAUUUUGUAUUACAUGGUUAUAGUCUUCUCGACUUGUACUGUGAAAAUAGUUGUGCUUCGUCAAUAAUGACUUAGCUGGUGUCUGUACCUAAUCGGAAAUAAAUGAUUCUUUCUUUGAGGUGCUCAAAUUUUUACUGAAU